This is a messenger RNA of Arachis ipaensis, 3094 nucleotides long. The record is from RefSeq and is a predicted model, not a curated record. NCBI's taxonomy places the organism in Eukaryota, Viridiplantae, Streptophyta, Magnoliopsida, Fabales, Fabaceae.
CGUGCUUCCCUCUUCAUUCACUCAUUAACUCGCUCUCAAUUUGAAUUUCUUUCUCAUUUUCACUCUCACGGUCUGAAACUGAAAGGCUACAACUACUUUCUUCACCACACAACACAAAUUAUUCGGACAAGGUUGGGAUAGUUGAUGACAUUUUGGGUCAUGGUUCAUCGCCGCCGCAUGCUCGCCGCGUCCCCGCGCAUCUCGCCGGAUCCUCCGCGUUGUGUGCUCUCGUCUGGCCUCUCUCCUCCGUCUGAGCUCGGCUGCUCGCGCCUCUCUCGCCUCCGCAUCUGCUCGAGCGCCUGCUUGUGUCGUCGCCACGCCUCCCUCGCCUCUCUCCCUCCUCGCGUCUCCGCUUGAGCUUUGUCGUCCCUCGCGUGCUUGUCGCCGGCGCUCUCCUUAUCCCUCAUAUUUUUCUAGUUCUCCGCCUUGUAAACAUAAGGAGAAGGACUGCCACAGUGCCGCCAGCUUCUCCGUGUCACAUUCUUCUCUGCUCAUUGGAAGACUACCGAAGGUUACUUAAUUUUUCUUGCUUACUUCUUUCGGUUUCAGUCUGUUGUUCAUAAAAAAAAAUGUGAUUUGGUUAAUUUAGUUUUUAAUGUGUUCAAAAUGAUUUAGUUAAAAACAAUUAUAUGAUGCUAUGUAUGUAAUGUAAUUGACUAAUUGCUACGUUAUGAAUUUAUGAUGAGACUUGAAUUUGUUGCAUGGGAAGCUUGUUAAUUUCUUAGUUAUCCUGCUCAUUGCUGAUUUUGUGUUCGUUCGCUAAUUUUGAAUUUGGAAAGAAAAUGUUUGGAAAUUAGUAUUUAGUUAUUUAAUUUUACUUUGUAGUUAUGAUAUUAUAAUUUUGCUAAUAAAAAUAAUAGGGAUGCACCUUAUUUCCAAUUUUAAUUUUGAGGGCCCUGAAAUUAUCAUUGUUAGAAUUGAUUGUUAAUUGCCUAAUUGAUUAAUGGUUAAUAGGCUCCGUUGCUACAGUGUGAUUGUUAAUUGCUUAAUUGGAAUUGAUUGCUAAUUACCUAAUUGAUUGUCACUGUUAUUGUGUGAAAUUAAGAUAUUAUUGUAGUAUUGAACUAUUGACCAAUAAUAUGUCUAUUUUAUUUUAGAAAUUGAGACUUGAUUGUUGUUAAAGUGUUGAAGAUAUAUAUUUCAAAAUUUAAUUUUAAGUUUUUGACUAUUUUAUAUUGUUAUUUAAGUAGGACUAGGUUAGCCGAUUCAACCAAUAACCUACCAGUUGAACUAGUGACCCAGUAGUCUGAUUGGUUUGAUGAUCGCUUUGUCCUGAUAACUAUGCUUGGAGUUGUUUUUUCUUUUGUCACUUUGCUGAAUUUCAUCUCAAGACUCUUGUUGAUGAUUGUGUUGUGUGACUUUUUAUGAAUUAGGAAGUUGAACUUGUUAUUCUGUUAAUUAUAUGUUAGCACUUGAUCUAUAUUAUUAGUUGAAAAUAGCUUAGGACAUGUUCUUAUUGCAAUAGAUCUUCUACUCUUGAAUAGUUUCUCUUUCAUAUUUAUUAUUGGUACCACCUAUGGAAUCAAUGGUGAGAGAUCACACUUUACUCUCUAAAGUGAAAUUGAAACUUUAGAGGAUCCAAAUCCUCUUUUUAGAGUCAUUAUUUGUUUCCAUUUGUUUUGAGUGUUAUUUUUCAGUUCCUCUAUUUUUGUUGGAAGUAAUGGAACUUUCUUCUGGAAUUCGGAAGCUGCUUUCCGGUGUCAAAACCAACAAAUCUACACCUUUUAACCUGAACUCAAUGCCUUAUCACUGCUAUCAAGAUGUUUCCAACCUGCAAUGCUAUCAGAAUGACUUUUCCAAGCUAGAAGAAUUGACUCGGGUUCUGGCGAACAUGGAUGCAAUUAAUGGAAAACUUGUUGACACAAUUAGUAAUUCAACCAUUUUUGAUGAGCAGAUUAAGCAUGAUAUGUGUACCUUCAAGUCUCUUGCCCGGGCCUUUAUUGGAUCUCCACCAGUUCAGCACAAAAUGAAACAUGUUCUGGUCUCCACCAUGGGAACACAAAAUGAACCAUUUUCUCCUUUCAGUCAAGCAAGAGAAAGAGAACCUAUAGUGAUUGAUAACCUUGCCAAAGUGAGCAACUUUCUUGAUGUUUCUACUCAACAAAGGAAGGUAGUUCGUUUCAAAGUGUGUCCACAGGCAACCCAGCACCGCAUAUUGAUUGGUACACUCAAGGAAGUUCUGAAUAAUUUUAAAGUUGAUUUGGAUGCUUUGGAUUCUCAGGGCUUAGACAAAGAUACUAUAAUGGGUCAGCAAAUUGUUCUUACCUGCCUGAAGUUUCUCACUGAAGCUGCUGUUUCCAAUGAACCUGAAUCCACUUCAUGGAUGAGGCUUUCUCCUUCAAAAAAUGUCAACACCUCUGGUUCCCGGAAAUGGGAAGAUGUUCUUGAGAUGUUCAAUGAUCUGAUCGAGUAUUUUAGAGCCGAAACAAGAUUAAAGUUGCAUGUGGCUAAGGCUGAAGUCAUGAAAGAAGGGCUUUUGCAAAUCAAGGACAUUUUGAUUGACAACAGUAUUGGAUACAAGGAAGCUAGACACCAAGAACGCCUGGUGCAAAAGAAGCUUUCCAAAACAUUGGGACACUCAUCUCGCUGCUUAUUCACGCUAUUAUUAUAUUACCUCUUUGGAAGAGUCUCAGAUAUUGAAGUAGACAUGGCUGGGGGAGUUUACGAGAGUGUUAGCGACAACAAGAACUGGUUGUGUAUGGGAAGAAUUUUGACUUCAGAUAGUGAGAAGAUGAUUGGGCGUGGUGUGAAGCAGUUGGAUAGAGCACUUAGCCUUUUCAAGUUUGUAUGGGAAACUGCUGAAAUGAAAGGUCAUUUGGACCUUCAAGGCCAUUUGUGGUGUGUUGGAGAACACAAUAGGGUUCUUAGGUACAGAGGAAACACAUACUUUCUUCAUGGCAUUUGCCUUUAAUCUUGGAAACUUAUGCAGUUGUUUUCAUGUAAAUUUGAUAGUUAAAAACCGUUAAAUAACAAUUUAGUCACGCAUGUCAAAUUAUCUAACGAUUCUUAACUAUUAAUGUCGUGUGAAGACAACUGUAUGUGAGUAUCUUUACAAAAUCAUUUAACCUCUAUUCUAUGAUUUUUAUUCUUUCCA